This is a messenger RNA of Penicillium samsonianum, 1050 nucleotides long. RefSeq lists its product as uncharacterized. The record is from RefSeq and is a predicted model, not a curated record. The transcript has 4 exons. NCBI's taxonomy places the organism in Eukaryota, Fungi, Ascomycota, Eurotiomycetes, Eurotiales, Aspergillaceae. The coding region runs from base 1 to 1050 and encodes 349 amino acids.
AUGUCUAAUCGCUCGGAUGUCCCCUGCUCCGAGGAAAUGCUAGAGUACUAUGAAGGCAUCCCAGCCCAUUGGCCCGUAAUUCCACCGACCCCGUUCGUGGGAGUCCACAGCCCUUACUGCACAGAGCCUCUAGCUCCAGCCAACAUCCUGACACCAAUCAGUCUUCCGGACAGCUCGUUUCAUCCCAGCCCAGCAAUCAGUCACCACUCACAGGGCUACCACACACAAGACUACCAAUACAGCAUCAAUGACCCCCUCUCAGCCCCACUAGGUCUCGGUAUCUCUGCGCCCUUCCCGAGUGAUUUCCCCAGGUCUUCAGCUCCCGAUCCCGCUUACCUGUAUGCUCCGGACCCAAGUGGCAUCCGACAUGGCGUGGCACAAACGCCUAGCCAGUCGCCACAGGGCCCACCACCAGCCAAGCGCGCCAGACAUCCAUCCUCGGACACGCCCUCGCGCGAGCAGCUAAGCAACACACCAAUCAACAUUGCUCCCAACCCAGAAGGCGUCCUCCGAAUGGAGCAGGAUCGCCAGCACACCCAGCCAACUUCACACAUACUCCCAAAGAUCCGGGCUCCAGGCCGCGGCCGGCGCGACCCCCAAGCAGAAGACGAAGACGCAUUUGUAGAAGAGCUGCGUGAUAGACAAACGGCCUGGAAGGUCGUGCGGCAGGAAUUCCGGGAGAAAUUUAAUAAAGAUGCCUCCGAGGCGCGCCUGCAGAUGCGUCUUCAUCGCCGGCUCCGAGAGCGAAUGGUGCGCUGGGAAGAAUCAGAUAUCAAACUCCUGAUCCACGCCCAUGGGAUCUGGGCAAGAGAUAAAUUCCAUUUCCUUUCAGACAAGAUGAAAGAACUUGGCGGUACUAGGCUGUACUCGCCUGAUCAGUGCAGAACUCAACUUCGACUCCUAGACGCGAAAAAACAGCAUCGUGACCGCACAAGUCAAUCCCCAUCUGCUAUGUCUGACCCUGCUCCUAUGACACCUACUAUGUCUCGAAAACGACCUCGAGCUCAGUCCUUAGAGUUGGAGGUUGAUGACGAGGAAGCGACCUUUUAG